AUGGUUGGAAAGUUGGCUUUGGUGUUCCCUGCUAUCCUCAUGUUUUUGUCUGUCUUAAUGUUCCAAAUCGGCUCUCCUCUUUAUAUCAAAGUGAAAGCUAAAACUAAACAAAACUUGGUCAUAGGAUUGUUCCAAACAGUUGUAGCAGCUUUUAGGAAAAGAAAUACCCGUCUUUCAUUGAGUGAUUGUGGUGAAUACUAUCGUUGGCCACAUGAAUCAGAGGUCUUCACUCCAUCAAAGGACUUAAGGUUCUUAAAUAGAGCUUGUAUGAUUGAAGAUCCUGAAAGAGAUUUGAAUCCUGAUGGAUCAGCUUCAAAUCCAUGGAAUCUCUCUAGUUUGGAACAAGUUGAAUCACUCAAGGCUAUUAUUAGAGUACUUCCUAUGUGGUCCACUGGUUUUAUUAUCUUUGUGGACAUGAAUGUAUUCACAUUUUCCUUACUUCAAACAAAAACCAUGGAUAGACACAUCUUCCCUCACUUUGAAAUACCAGCAGCAUCAUUCAGUGUGUUCCUGAUUAUUGCUUUAACAAUCUGGAUUGCUUUCUACGACCGUGUUUUGGUCCCUUUUCUAUCAAAAUAUACUGGACAGCCUAGAGGGCUAAGUCCUGUCACCAGAAUGGGGAUUGGUUUAAUAGCCUCCUGUAUGUCUAUAGCAUUGUCAGCAAUAACAGAAAGCAUAAGACGACAAAGGGCAAUAGAGGAAGGACAUGAGGACGACCCAAAUGCUUUAGUGAAAAUGUCUGCUAUGUGGUUUGUGCCACAGUAUGCACUACUCGGAGUGGCUGAGGCUGCCCAUGGAGUUGGACAGAUUGAGUUCUUGUAUGCUCUAUUACCCAAAAGCAUGUCCAGCAUCGCGUCAGCUAUGUACACAGUUGGGACUGCUGUGUCCAGUUUGAUUGGUCAGCUAUGUACACAGUUGGGACUGCUGUGUCGAGUUUGA
Molecule: messenger RNA, 939 nt
Organism: Solanum tuberosum (potato)
Lineage: Eukaryota; Viridiplantae; Streptophyta; Magnoliopsida; Solanales; Solanaceae
Product: protein NRT1/ PTR FAMILY 1.2-like
Exons: 2
Coding region: 1-939 (312 amino acids)
Biological process (GO): transmembrane transport
Cellular component (GO): membrane
Molecular function (GO): transmembrane transporter activity
Source: RefSeq, a predicted model, not a curated record